Phlebotomus papatasi is the source of this 3669-nucleotide messenger RNA. RefSeq names its product F-box/LRR-repeat protein 4-like. NCBI's taxonomy places the organism in Eukaryota, Metazoa, Arthropoda, Insecta, Diptera, Psychodidae. Bases 55 to 1977 code for a protein of 640 amino acids. Gene Ontology annotation, molecular function: protein binding. Gene Ontology annotation, biological process: SCF-dependent proteasomal ubiquitin-dependent protein catabolic process. The record is from RefSeq and is a predicted model, not a curated record. Gene Ontology annotation, cellular component: SCF ubiquitin ligase complex. The transcript is spliced from 4 exons.
UUUCAGUCAUUUGUCAUUUCUUGUACAGCAGAAGAACAUUUUUAUCAGACAAAAAUGCUUCUUAGAGCUAGUUUAACAAAUUACGAUAAAAAUAGUACAUGGACUGCGGAGCCAAUUAAUCCACCUUGUGGUCCUACUGGUGAACAUAUAGCUCAGUUUGCCAAAUCAAUUGUGUUCAGUUCGAUAAAGGGGCAAUACGACAAGAAAAUCUUCAAAGAUUUCGACUCAUCUUUUAUCUGGGAUAGACAACCAACGAGAACAGCCUCUGUGCAAUCAACCUGCUUUUCACCAAGAAAAUUUGGGACUUUGUGGGAAAAUGUGCCAUCGACUUUUGCAGAGCUGCCGUCAAAUGACGAAAGUAUUAUUCCUGUCCAAGAUUUCUUUGUGAUUGAGCUGAAUGAUUGCGUUAUUCCCAGACAAAUUACCAUUGACCAAGUGAUUAAUCCCGGGGCUGUGAUUAAUAUAUGGCUGUACAAUAUCACAACAUUUCGUUGGCAUUUGGUUUGGAGCAAACCACCAACCUGCGAUACGAAAAAAUCUCGCAUUUUGUGUAUCAGUUUGAGAGAUAAAAUAUCCUUUGGAACAAAAUUCCUCAGGGUUGAUAUGAAUCAAUCUAAAUUGAAAAAUCACACUCAAAUUGGCCUAAUUGAGGUUUUUGGAGAGAAAUAUGCCCUUGGAUGUAGUCUCAAGUCAAUCAACAAAAGACUCGAACUCAAAAAGCAUCACAUUUUGGCGCUACUGAACACGGAAUAUGAAAAGCACAAUAUGAAAGCCAUCCUAACUGAAGAAACUGACGGAUUAGAAGCUGCACUAAAACUUGCGAAUACAGACAGAUACUUAUUUGAAGAUCUUGGACCAAAAGAGAGCACCACGGAUUCAAUAAACUUGCUCGACUUGCCAUACGAACUUCAAUUAAAGAUUUUCUCAUAUUUGGAUCUAAAAACACUAUUUGACUUGUCCAGCGUCAGUAAGAUAGUUUACAAUUUGGUAACUGAUCCAAUUAUCUAUCGAGAAGUCAACCUAAAGAUUUACUGGAGCAUACUUAAUGAUGAAUUUUUGCUGAAGAUUAGCAAAAGAGCCACAAAGAUACGGAAAUUGGAUAUUUCUUGGUGUGGAUGGCACAACUCUAUCACUCCGUCCGUUUUUAUGUUUUUCAUAAGGAAAUGUUGCCAGAAGGUAACCCAUCUCCGAAUCAAUUCAUGUGCAUUCUUUACUCUAGAUUGCUUUCACGUGGUGGCAAAUGUUUGCAGUGAACUAAGAGAAUUUUCCCUCCACGGAUAUGGAAAAAUCUUUAGUCAAGAGAAGAACAUUCUAUUUUCAGCUGUGAAUCACUUGCAGAAGAUCGAUUUCUAUCGCACACAAAUCCAUGACAAUGUUCUAGAGAGGAUUUUUAUAGGAAGUGGAAAUGCCCUUAGGCAUCUUGGACUCUCUGGUGGCUUUAAUUACGAUUUGGAUCGUAUUUCCCGUCAAAUUUCAAAAUAUAACCGUGAAAUUGUCUCUCUGGACUUCUUUCAAUCACGCUAUCUCUCCCACAUUGGAUUACUUGCCCUCUCACAUUGCCACAAACUCCAGGAAAUUGACUUCAGCUGGUCCGUUAACUACAUGAAUCACGACAAAUGUCUGACAAAGGCAUAUUUCCGGGAAGUAUGGGAUGCAUUUUUCAGCAACAACAGACAAUUAAGGAAAGUUUUUCUUGCUGGAACACCAAAAUUCGAUGAGUACAAUGUGGAGAGUAUGAUGAGAUAUUGUCCCAACAUGGAACAGAUUGACCUUAAGCAUAUCCGUGGAUUUGCAUCAGAACUUUUCCCUAAGCUACGGGCUUAUUUCGUUAAUUUGCAGUAUUUCUCAAUCAGUAUUCGUGAUCCAACACUCACCGUUCCUGCCAACGAAGAACCCAAUGAUAACAUUUCACGACACAAUAAACUCCCGAGUAAUUACAUUACCGUCGCUAGGCAUUUUAAACCAAAGACGUCCUAAAUAAAGUACAAAAAAGUGCAUUUAAAGUAAGGUAACAACCACUUUUAGAGGUUCGAUGAUUAGGAAAAGUUACAAGGAAUUUAUAAUAUAAGAUUCAUGUGUGUUCAAAUUGACAAAUUAAUAGGUUAAAAUAGGGUAAUUUAGAUUUGUUUUUAAUUUGGAAUUUAAGGGUUUCUUCACUGUAUUAGAUGGACAUAAGAAAAAGACUACGAAGAAGUACUUUCAAGUGUAAUGCCCCAAUUAGACUCAGGCUGAUCUUCGAGAAUAUUUAGCCUGUAAAAUUUGGCGGUAAAAGAAUUACCCAAAUUAUACUAGGUCCUCAACUAAUUUGUGAAUUUUACUGCUCGGACUCAAAGAGAGAUCAGUUAUAUAAUCGUCUUAUAGUUUUUAAACGGUAAGAAAUAUCGGGUUCCAGUUUUCGACGAUCCCGAAUAAAACAAGUAAAAACAAUAUCUCUAUACUAUUUUCCCCCGCCCUAUUCUCUCCAAAACUAUGUUUUUUUUUUUGGUUUUUCUUAAAAUUGGCCCGAGCUUUUUCAAUGAUUUUCGAAAAUGUUUUAGAUGUAGUCCAGGCGAACAUUUCGUCCAAACAUACCUAUGACCGGAAAAUUCGCCAUUUUGAAUUAUUGAAGAUCAAAGGUGAACCACUUUGGAAGGCCCAUUUUUCAACCAAUUUGGUUAAAUUUGAUUUUUUUGGAAAUAUAUUGAAAUUUCGAACCCGGCUGCAUCGGUAAUUAACCGGUUAAGUACCGAUUUUUGAAUAAUUUUACAUCCUCAAUAAUUAAUAUUCCCAAUAUUCCCUAAAAAUAAUGUUUUUUCGGUUUUUAUCAAAAUUGACCCAAGCUUUUUCAAUGAUUUUCGUAUAUGUUCUAGAGGUAGUCUAGGCGAACAUUUCGUCGAAACAUCUAUGACCGGAAAAUUUGCCAUUUUGAAUUAUUGAAGAUCAAAGGUCAACCACUUUGGAAGGCCCAUUUUUCAACUAAUUUGGUUAAAUUUGGAUUUUUUGGAAAGGUAUUGAAAUUCUGAAUCCGAAUGUAUCGGUCUUCAUCGGUAAUGAACCGGUUUAGUACCGAUUUCUGAAUAAUUUUACAUCCCCUAUUCACUACCAAAACUACCAAGUCAGAUUUGACAGUUCCGCCACCAGGGGGGAUAUUGUCGGCUCCUUGAGGAGUACCGCGCCCGGAUCGCAAUGAGCGAUUUCAUCCAGAAUAAGGUCACGGAUUUCAACGUAUCGUCGCAUCCUUCCGCCUUUGACCUAAUAUAAUAAAGUCUAUUAGUGAGUAUACUAAGAGCUAUACAAAAUUCCCUAAUAAUUUUCUAAUUUUCGAAAAUAAUGCCUUAAAGUCAAAACACAAAAAAAAGUGUUUUAAACACCUCGACUCUCCUAUACUUAUGUUUUUUUUUUUAAUUUUAAGAUGCGAAGUAAUUACUGAAUUAUGAAUUUUCAAAUAUAUUCACAAAUGUGUUGUAACUAAAAACAAACAAAAAAUUACAAAAAGGAAAAACUCAUUCAGACUAAUAAGAAAAAAGUUCCAUUUAAUUUGAUUCACAGCCUAAUUGUUGAUUAAUUAAGGAUAAACUAUUAAAUAACUUUAAUAACUACAUACAGGAUAUGUAAAAAUAAUAGCCAUAUGAGCCAACUAUACUGUUAUGAACAGCUUAAAAUAAUUGUUGUAUUUAAGAAAUAGUUUAU